UGUUAGCAAUGUGUCCAGAAAACAUGCAUGCUAGAAAUAAGGGUUAGAGUUAGGGUUAAUGUGCUCAGUACAGGAUAAUACUAGAGCAUUUGGACUUGUGUAUCGAAUGUAUGAGAAGCUUGUAUAAAUUACAAAUAUGAAGGAUUAUCAUAGCAAAUUAUGUAUGCUACUAUUAGAAGAAUAUUUUGGAUCUAUUGUCCAAUGUAUAGGAAAGAGUUUGUUAUAUGGAACAAAAUCAUUAGCUGUUAUACAAUUUGAUACAAAAUUACCAUUAAUGAAGAUAAAAGAAGGAUUGUGUGUCCUUAUGAAAUUUGGCUUUGUCACUUAUCAACAGAAUGAAAAAGAUAUUCAGUAUACCUUAAACUGCAAGAAAAUUAUUAUGCUUCUUCGUUAUCCAAGAUAUAUGCUGUUUGCAAAAACUUACUGUGGAGAUGAAGGUGAAAUCAUGUUUGAAGAAGUAUUAAAGCAUGGAUAUAUCACAGCAUCUGAAGUUAUAAUAAAAACAUAUAAACGAAUUGAGGCGACACCUUCUAAAUAUACUCAGCAACUUUCUGUCAUAAAUUUGAAAACUGUAUUUGAAAUGUUAGUAAAAAACCAAUUUUUAAUGCACAGCACAUCCUUUGAGACAAAAGCAGAAAAUACUGAAAAACCCAACUAUAACUUACCGCAUCUUGAUUUGACAGCCAUUUCUAAAAUGUUACAAGGACAAAACGUCGAUCCUGGAGAUAGUAAGCUAUAUUGGCAGGUCAAUUUUGACCGAUUUACACAAGAUUUUAGAGAUAAAAUUGUUAUAUCGGCCAUGACUCAGAGAUUUGACAAAAAUGCUGGAGAAUUAAUGAGACAAUUGAUCAAUUUGAUGUAUUUGCGUACUGCAUCUUGGGAAGCUACAUCAAAUCCAAUCCCAUAUACUGAAAUAAAGGAGGAAAUUAAGAAAUUGAGUUAUUCAGAACUCGAACAAUAUCUUGCUGAAUAUCUGCGACUUAUAGAAGAAGAUAGUAGUCAAUUUAUUAAACGAGUUGGUGAUUCUGGUGGUGGCCAAUAUAGUAUUAAUAUGAAAAAUGCAUUUAAACAGCUAGUGUGGACAACCAUAGAAAGUAUUAUAACGGAAAGAUUUGGUUCUAAAGCUGCAAGAAUUUUUAGAUUAGUGCGCAUAGAAAAAAAUGUUAAUCUAGACCGAAUUCAACACUUAGCAAUGAUUCCAGCAAAGGAUGCUAAAGCCUUAACGUAUAUUUUGGCACAAGAAAAUUACAUACAAAUGCAAGAGGUAAAGAAAAUUGGAACUUGGACUGCACCAACGAAAGGACCAUUCCACAUUUAUAUUGAUCUGAUAAAAGUUGUUCAAAUGGAAAUUGAACAUUGUUGUCAAGCAUUAUAUAACAUUAUAAAAAGACGAGACCAUGACUUAACCAGUAAUAAACGCAUGAUAGAAAAACAAUUAAGAGUGCAGAUACUUUCUGCUAAUAUGAAGGAACAUGGUGCUACGGAUCAACAACUGGCUGAUAUUGCAGAAAUGAUGACGCCAUCUGAAACUCAACAGCUUGAAAAAGCACAAAAUGCAAUCAAGAAACUGAAUGCUACAGAGUUACAAAUAGAUGAAACCUUAUUUUUAUUAACGAUGUAUUUUCGGUAUCAUUAAAUUAAAAAUUGUGCUUA
Nylanderia fulva is the source of this 1653-nucleotide messenger RNA. It is a transcript of the gene Polr3C, whose product is annotated as RNA polymerase III subunit C. The record is from RefSeq and is a predicted model, not a curated record. NCBI's taxonomy places the organism in Eukaryota, Metazoa, Arthropoda, Insecta, Hymenoptera, Formicidae. Gene Ontology annotation, biological process: DNA-templated transcription. Gene Ontology annotation, molecular function: single-stranded DNA binding. Gene Ontology annotation, cellular component: RNA polymerase III complex.